AUGGAUGAUUUGAGAUUUAUGUUGACAAAGGAAUGUCCUCCGGUUCCCAAUACAACAACAAAUCGAAAUGUUUGGGACAUUUAUGAUCGGUGGGUUAGGGCUAAUGAAAAAGCUCGGGGCUACAUCUUAGCAAAUAUAUCCAAUGUACUUAAUAAGAAACAUGAGGUAAUGCCCACCGCCCUUGAGAUAAUGCUGUCACUUCAGGAGAUAUCCGAGCGACUGUUAUCCUCUGUUCGACAUGAAGCCAUUAAGUAUUUCUACAGUACUCGCAUGAAAGAUGGUUCCAAUGUUAGAGAAUAUGUUCUCGAUAUGAUGGUCCAUUUUAAUAUUUCUGAGGGUCAUAGGACAAUGAUGGAUAAGAUAAGUCAAUUAGCUGACCACUCCCUUGUUCGAACACUAGGAUUAGUUCAAGAUAUGCUGAUUAGAGUUAAUGGUCUAUCAUUUCUUGCUCAUUUUUAUGUAAUCGAUGUGAAUGCUCAUUCCCCUCCCUCUAAUUUAUCUGUUCUAUUAGGGAGACCCUUUCUUAAUACAACUAAAGUUGUGAUCAAUGUGGACAAAGGAUCCCUGCAAAUUGAAAAGGGAGGAAAAUUUGAAAAAAAUUUUAUUAAUGAUAUCCUCAUUACCACUAAACCUAUUUGUUCGAGUACUAUUAGUUUUCAAGAUGAUGACAAACCUCCUAAUUUGGGGGUAGGAGAUGGUGACUCGAUGAUUGGCGAUGGAUAUGGAUGA
Molecule: messenger RNA, 729 nt
Organism: Benincasa hispida (wax gourd)
Lineage: Eukaryota; Viridiplantae; Streptophyta; Magnoliopsida; Cucurbitales; Cucurbitaceae
Source: RefSeq, a predicted model, not a curated record